This is a messenger RNA of Trichoderma asperellum CBS 433.97, 1669 nucleotides long. RefSeq lists its product as uncharacterized. NCBI's taxonomy places the organism in Eukaryota, Fungi, Ascomycota, Sordariomycetes, Hypocreales, Hypocreaceae. The record is from RefSeq and is a predicted model, not a curated record.
UUUCCUUUUAAAGGAGCCCGGCUGUAGUGCACGGCUGUGGCUGUUUGGUCUUUUUUUUGUCUUUUCCUUAUUCUUUUAAACUUUGUUUAUUCCGUUUAUUUAGCAAGCAAGCGAUUGUUUUGUUGGAACUUGAAAGAAGUUGCCCCUUGACUAGGCACUGGGCUUCGGAUAUCCACUUGGACUAUUUUCCACUCUACUCGGAAGCGCUUUUCUUUUCUCCUUCUUCUUCCUUUCAUCAUGCCACCCCCGGCCGCCACAGCCAACGGCCACGCAGCAGCAAGCCCUCGCAUGCCCGUCAAGCAGAAAAUGGCCGUCUCGCUGAAAUCGCUCAUGAACUCGGUGCUGGGCGCCGUGCCGGCCUCCGUCGCGGGGCAGCUGGCGGCACCGUCGUCGAGUGGGGGCUCGGCGCCGAUGGAGGUGCUGUUUGACAAGACGAGCGCCGAGGUGGACGGCGACGAGUGCCUGCACGACUGCGAGAGCUGCUCGGUCAAGUACCCGCGCGGCUUCAAGAUUGACGAGGAGGACGUGCUGUACGGGCAGGUCAAGGGCUGGAGCACGCAUGUGCUUGUGGGGACGGGGAAGAGUGACUGGGUGAGGGAUGUGGCUGAUGAGAAGGGCAGCGUGAUGGAGGCGAUUCAAAAGGUUGGCGGAGUGACGAAUGGGAGACUCAUGCUGUCCGCAUCCAACAUUCCCACGCCUCACGACACCCAUGACUACUCAGAGCCCACCACCGUCAUCCUCCUCCCAGCCUUUGUCACCGUGCAAAACGUCCAUCCAAAGAACGUUUCCCAGCUCAUCACCGGCGUCAUCAACAAUGCGCCCACAAGCGCAUCGCCUCUCGUCCCCUGGCGCUCUGUCAUCCCCGCCUCACUCCCCAGCCCAGACGCCUCAUUAGCAGAUCUCACAAUCAACCCAUGUCCGCACAGUGCCGUGAUCCUCCUGUGCAGCCAGAAGACGCGUGACGCCCGCUGCGGCCAGAGUGCGCCGCUUCUACGCAAGGAGCUGGAGAGACAUUUGCGUCCGCUGGGCCUCUACCGCGAUUUGCACGACGAGAGACCGGGCGGAGUGGGCAUCUACUUCAUUAGCCAUGUCGGAGGCCACAAAUACUCUGCUAAUGUGAUGGUUUACCGACGGCCGAAUCCUUUUGGCAAGGAUGACGAGCCGCUGCCCGAAGGAGUAGUGGAAGCGGUGGCGGCAAAGGAAGAUGCUGAGGAAGAAGCCAAAGAUGAGAGGAAAACAAAGACUGAAGAGGGAGACAAGGAAGAUGUGGGAGCUGCGCAGUGCAUUUGGUUGGCGAGAAUAAGACCAGAGGACUGCGAGAAUCUGGUGAGAUAUACCGUGUUGAAGGGUAAGGUUGUCAAGCCCGAAAGGCAGCUGAGAGGAGGAUUUGAUAGAGGCAGGGGGCUGAUGAGUUGGUAAAUGUCGAGUGGUGAAUGAAUUGCGAUGCUCUUUUUUCUUCUUCUUCUUCUUCUUCUUUUCUUUUACUUUAGCUUAUUUUAUUCCAGAAUGCCUUUUCUUUUCGUUUUCAGCUCGAGUUGCUGCCUUCAGCCUCGGCACAUGAGGACACACACAUGGGUUUUAUAUAGAAUGUACACUUGGCAUUGCGGCGAUAGAAGUGAGGCGGUACCAAUACCUUGACGAGGCGAAUGAAAUGAAUCAUCAUCUGCUG